Molecule: messenger RNA, 2344 nt
Organism: Microplitis mediator
Lineage: Eukaryota; Metazoa; Arthropoda; Insecta; Hymenoptera; Braconidae
Product: probable helicase senataxin
Exons: 11
Coding region: 159-2186 (675 amino acids)
Biological process (GO): termination of RNA polymerase II transcription
Cellular component (GO): nuclear body
Molecular function (GO): transcription termination site sequence-specific DNA binding; helicase activity
Source: RefSeq, a predicted model, not a curated record
ACAUAUAUUGAGUUGCAAAUAAACUGCGCAUUUAUGAGUGGACAUGCGAAAUUUUCAUUUGUUUAAAGUGAUCAAUUUCUCAGGUUCAUAUUAUUGUAGUGACGUAUUGUCGAUUUACGUUUUUAAUAUUUUCGUAGUAUAAAAAAAUAUUUGAAGAAAUGGGAAGUUUACGAAGAGACAAUUAUUCGGGUUCGAAAAAAUUAAGAGAAGAAUUUAUAUAUCAUAUUCUUCAGUGGAACCCAAAAUGGUUUACAAAAGGAAAUGAAAGUACUGUUGAGUUAAAAAAAAUUUUGCCAUUACAAAUAAAGCCGUCAUUAUUAUCAUACGAUAGUUUCGAUGAUUAUUAUCAAACUCAGUUAUUACUUUUGCUUUAUGAUUUCUGGGAUCACUUGAAAGCGAGUUUGGAAAUUCGCAAUAAUAAUGUUCAUAAUAAUUACAAAUCAUUUGAUAAUUCAGAAUUUAAAACUCUAUUUUCAUGUAGAUAUACUGAAGUCGAUUCUGAUAACCACCAGAUUUUGCACUUGAAAUUACGCUCAACAAAGUCUUUGUCGCACACAUUUAUUCCAAACGUUGGUACUCUGGUUAAAUUUAAAAAUCCGUUGGAAAAUAAUGACGAACAGUUUGCAUUAAUUCAAAACAUUGUUCAGGAUCAAAUACAUGAUCGAGUAACAUAUGAGAUAGCAACAAAACAUACGGAGAGAAAAAAAAUUCCAAAUACUAUUUGUUUAGUAUCAGUAACUUUGACAUCAUUAUAUAUGACACUUAUUGACUCAUUAAUAAAUCUCCCGCAAACUCCGUUGUGUCAAGCGGUUCUAAAACCUACGAUUGAUAAUUACGAAUUCUCAUCAGUUGAUGAUGAUAAAGUUAUUGCUGUCACAGAGGACACUCUUAGCUCGAAGCAAUUGGACAUUAUGGCAAGAGUUGUUAAAACAGUCGAGGAAAACAAACCUAAAAUAUGCAUGAUCUCAGGACCCGCAGGCACUGGAAAAUCAAAAAUUAUCGCUAAUUGCGUUUUUUCAAUGCUGAGCAGACAGAGCACUGAAAGAAUCUUAGUUUGUGGACAGUCGAAUUUAGCAACUGAUUUAAUUACUCUAGAGCUAAUGGGUCAAAAAUCAAAACUUGGAAGAGAUGGCAUACGACUUAAUGUGAUUCGUCUAGGUUCAGAGGAAAAAAUGAACGAAACAGUCAAAUCAGUCUCAUUUGCAAGUCUUAGGAAAAAAAUCCGAGGUGAAAAUCCUUCGAUAAUUUUAAAAAAUGCUAAUGUAAUUUGCAGUACUUUAGCAUCUUGUUCGAAUAAUUAUAUUCUACGUUUUUUCAAAGACAUACCAGUUCCAGUUUGUCUUAUUGAUGAAGCACCGCAAGCUAUAGAAGUUGAAACAUGUACACCACUGAUGCUUGGUGUAAAAAUUUUGAUUCUUGUCGGUGACUCCCAGCAAUUCUGCCCCACAGUAUAUUCUGAGGAAGUAUGUGAUAACAAUUUGGGACAAUCGCUAUUUUGGAGAGCUCAAAAAAAAUUUGAAAAGGAAGAAAAUAACCCGAUUAUGACACUAGAAGACCAAUAUCGAAUGGCAGAUGCAAUCGCAGAAUGGCCCAAUAAGUUUUUCUACAAGGGUACAUUAAAAAAUUGCGCUUCCGUUCGACCUCUGGGUUUUUACAACUACAGAGUACUCAAUCACUCGUCUCCUGAAGAAGAAGGAGGCUACGUUAAUAUUGGAGAGGCUAAAUUAGUAGUCAAUAUUGCCUACACUCUAAUGACUCAAGCAAAAUUAGAGACUUUGAGUUCUAAAAUAGAUAUAGGUAUCAUUGCAUUCUCUGAUUUACAACGUGAUUUAAUAAUAGAGAUGCUGGAUAAAAGGACAUCUGAUAUUUGUAACGAUCGUAAAGAUAAAUUUCAGUUGGCUGUAGUGAAAAUGGGAGACGCGUUCCAAGGAUCAGCCUGUGAUAUUAUCAUCCUGUCUUGUGUCCGCAGUCUAGAGCCUAAAUUUAUUGAUAGUCCAAAUCGACUAUGUGUCAGUUUAACCCGUGCAAAACAUACUCUCAUUAUUUGCGGCAACUUUGCUGAAUACAACCAAAAUGAUAUGUGGGACUCACUUAUCAAAGACUCACAAGAACGUAAUUCAUACUUUACCAUUGAUUAUAAUGAUGAAUCGAGCACCCUGAAGCAGUAUCGAAUUUCUGAUAAUUAGAAAAAAAAAGUUUAUCUUAUUUUAAUUGAAAUAUUCAUUACAUUUUUAUCUUCUACGUUCAAUACUAUUCCCAUACUUUUUUUAAACAAUUCAUUCAUCUGUCUAGGACAAUAAUUAUUAUAACAGUCAGUUUUAAUACUAAUAAAUAAAUAAACAUC